Mytilus trossulus (common blue mussel) is the source of this 3034-nucleotide messenger RNA. RefSeq lists its product as uncharacterized. The transcript has 4 exons. Gene Ontology annotation, cellular component: cytoplasm. The record is from RefSeq and is a predicted model, not a curated record. Gene Ontology annotation, molecular function: protein binding. Gene Ontology annotation, biological process: innate immune response. NCBI's taxonomy places the organism in Eukaryota, Metazoa, Mollusca, Bivalvia, Mytilida, Mytilidae. The coding region runs from base 1 to 2409 and encodes 802 amino acids.
AUGUCUGCACUGUUACUGGCUAGGGAAAAGUGUAAUUCAUGUAAAUACCUUUUGUGUUACGUUGAUACUGUUGAUGUUGCAGGUGUACUGAAUUGUGAUACUGUUUGUUUUAUAGGUGUACCUGAUUCUACAACUUUUGAUGUAACUUUGAUGAUUUGUUUGAUCCGAAACCUGACAUCUGUGUCCCGGCCAAUCAAUGGAUUUGACAAACUACCAUUAUCAGCGGAGACAUCUCCAGGACCUGAUCUAGCAAGGAUUAAAUGGUAUAGAAACAUAUUGGCUCAUCCUGACAAAAUCGCCACUGUUGAUUUUAAUACAGCAUGGAGUAAUAUAUCUGAUGCUGUAAGUAGAUUGGGUGGUCAGUCACUGCAUGAGGAGUGCCUAGAGUUAAAGGUGAAAAUCUUAGAUCAUUCAAAUCAGGAAAUUAUGCUAGAAAUCAAACAAUCACAGAAAGUGAUGGAAGAAAUUAGAGUUAUUUUGAAAGAUCCAAUUCCAUGGAACAUAAGAGGUCAAAUUAAAGAGGAAUUAGAAACUUGGACAGAAGAUGACAAAAUGUUUAUAGAAACAAACAUAGCAAAGAGUGUAUUAAAAUGUAUUAAAAACCAUGGCUGCGUUGUUGUCACCGGAAGUUCGGGAACAGGAAAAUCAUCAUUAGUGCGUCAUGUUGCUUUACGAAUGCACGAAGGGGACUAUGAUGUUUUACCGAUAACAAGCCCUAAAGAAAUCAUCAAGUGGUACAAUCCAAGUAAGAAAAUCCUAUUUGUUGUUGAUGACUUUUGUGGAACAUAUACCAUUAAUCCUACAAAGUUGGAAAACUGGAAAACUCUGAAAGAAACAAUUAAUAUAUUACUAGAAAAGAAACCAGUCAAAUUAAUCAUGUCUUGUAGACUUCAGGUUUUCAAGGAUGAAAAAAUGAAAUCUUUAUCGUUUUAUCAAUCAUGUGAAUGCAAUCUUUUAUCUGAAGAUAUGCGAUUAUCUAAAACCGAAAAACAAUCUAUUGCAGAGCUGUACUUGAAAUCAAACGCCUCCAAGAUCAAGGAAUUUUAUGACAUGUUUGACUGUUUUCCUCUUUUAUGUCAAUUAUACAGCAAAAACGCAAAUUUGAGAAUGGUAGAUUUCUUUAGGAAUCCAUAUACAGUUUACAAAGACGAGAUAGAUAAAUUACAGACGGAAGGAGCACAUGCAAAAUACUGUGCACUUGCUCUAUGUGUCAUGUUUAACAAUCGUUUAAAAGAAGAAUUGCUCACAGAAGAUGUCGAUAAAGAUAUCGAAUCAAUUAUACAGAACACGUAUGAAGCUUGUAAAGUAAUGAAAGGAACAUCUCGAUUGGUACUUCGUGAUGAGCUGGAUUCACUUACUCAUACUUUUAUUCGAAAGGAUGGAGAAGUGUAUAGAACUAUUCAUGACAAGCUGUUUGACUUUCUUGCUUUUUAUUUUGGCAGUACAAUGAUUUACUGUUUAAUUAAGAAUGCUUCAAGUCAGUUUAUUCGUGAAAGGUUUGUUUUUCAAAAAAAAGGCAAGAGAGAUGCAUAUUUAAUAGCUGUAUCAGAAAGAUAUCAGCAAAGUUAUAUCAAUAGAUUGGUAGACGACUGGUUAAGAGGAAAGGUAGUAGAUGUCUUCUGUAACAUCAAUAUGGACGAUAAAAUCUUCAGACAAAGAAUACUUGUACACUUAAAAGAUAUAGAAAUAUCACAACAGAAGGAACUGGCUAGUCUACACGACACAGAUUACAAAAACACUGCAUUAACACUGUGUUGUUAUAAAGGAUAUAUUGAUAUGGUUACAUGGUGCUUAUAUCAUUGUAACAGUAUUGUAAACCAUUGUCCUAAAGAUGGAGUAUCACCUCUGUAUUGUGCUUGUCAGGAAGGUCAUACUGAAGUAGUACAGAUGUUAAUAAACAAUAAGGCUGACAUCAAUAAGUGUAGAGAUAAUGGAGUGUCACCUCUGUACAUUGCUUGUGAGAAUGGACAUACUGAAGUAGUACAGGUCUUAUUGAGCAAUAAGGCUGACUCCAAUAAGUGUAGAGAUAAUGGUGCAUCACCUCUGAGCAUUGCUUGCCAGCAAGGACAUACUGAAGUAGUGGAAAUGUUAAUAAACAAAAAGGCUGUCAUCAAUAAGUGUAAUGAUAAAGAAAUAUCACCUCUGUUUAUUGCUUGUCAGAAUGGACAUACUGAAGUAGUACAGAUGUUAAUAAACAAUAAAGCUGACAUUAAUAAGUGUAACGGAACAGGCGUAUCCCCUGUUUGUGUAGCUUGUUAUAAAGGUCAUAUAGAGAUUGUUGAAUUGUUAUUAAAACAUGAAGCAGAUUGUAACAUUAAAUUAAGAGGACUAAAACCACUAGAUAUUGCAAGAAGAGAAAAUCAUAUAAAGAUUGUACAUUUAUUAGAAAAUAAACAAAAUAUGCAUUAGAAGUUCGUUGGGCAUGAUAAAUCAAUUAAAGUAUUUUUCUCUAAUUAUAUAUUUAGAUAUAAGGAACUGUUAUCAUAAGAUAUAAUUGCUAGAGGAGAAAUUCAUACUGAUAUUGUAAAUGUAUUACAAAAUUGAAAAAAAUGUAAAUUAGAAGUUAGGCUGAAAUGAUCAGCUCGUAAAAGAAGUGUAUUUAUUAUAGUUAUCAUUAAAAAGUAUAACGAACUGCCUUCAUACCAAUAUUGUUUGUUUAUCUGAUAGACUAAUUAGAUAUUAAAAUGUUAUUAGAAGCCUAAACAGCGUUAUGAUUUUACAGCACAUUCAACUUGAGGACAAAAAACAUUAUUAAACAAAACUAGUUGUAAAAUGACUUUCAAAUUACUUUUGGUAUGUAAUGUUAAAAACUUAUAUCAUAUUCCAAAUUAGUUCUUUUAUCAAUUUUGUCAUAACAUUCUGUCUGACAUGUCAUGAUACUUGGUGUAAGUAAUUUUGGUAAGUUUUGGUACUUCUUAAUGAAUUUACCAUAGGUCUAUUUUUGUCUUGAAACGAAUGUCAGUAACGUAAACUUUUUUGUAUAAUGAAGUUUCAUAUCUCAGAAAGUAUAAAUGAUCUAUAUCCUUUAUUUGCA